Messenger RNA from Trematosphaeria pertusa, 1425 nucleotides. Its product is annotated as Sodium:dicarboxylate symporter. Gene Ontology annotation, cellular component: plasma membrane. Lineage: Eukaryota; Fungi; Ascomycota; Dothideomycetes; Pleosporales; Trematosphaeriaceae. Bases 1 to 1425 code for a protein of 474 amino acids. Gene Ontology annotation, biological process: L-glutamate transmembrane transport. The transcript is spliced from 2 exons. Gene Ontology annotation, molecular function: L-glutamate transmembrane transporter activity; glutamate:sodium symporter activity; neutral L-amino acid transmembrane transporter activity. The record is from RefSeq and is a predicted model, not a curated record.
AUGGAAGAGAAGACGAUCAAGCAGGACGCUCGCGAGAGCUCUCCCAUCUCCCCGCAAAACGCUGUGGAGCAAGGCCAAACGGAGAAGAAGACGCUGUGGCAGCGCGUCAAAGAGCCUGGCUCGGUAUGGCAGAUCAUCAUCGCGGCGCUGCUCGCCAUCAUCAUCGGCCUGGCUGUGACGACUUCUGUCGAGGAAGUACCUGAGGCUGCUAUUGCUCUCCUUGCCAUCCCCGGUGACCUCUGGCUGCGCGCGUUGAGGGCUGUCGUUCUCCCUAUGAUCGUGACGGCUAUGAUCCUCGCCGUGCAGCGCCUGCGCAACAUGUCCUCUGGUGGCGCUGGUCCUCUCGCUCGGUGGACCAUUGGAUACUACGUCGUCACGACUCUUAUCGCCGUCAUGCACUCCGCACUCCUCGUCGGCCUCGUCUGGUCCAAGCAAAUGGACACCGUGUCCGGCGACGCGCUUGCACUUUCCGAAGAAGACCAGGAGACCGUCGACGAGCGUGAGGCCUUCACCGUCCACGAAGUCGUUGUCGACAUGUUCUACUCGCUCAUCCCCCAGAAUAUCGUCGAUGCGCUGGCGACGGAUGCGCUGCUCUCGGUCCUCAUCACGAGCAUCGUCGUGGGUUAUUGCAUCCGUCCCGGCUCCGCACUGCUGAGAGCUGUGGAAGAGGUCGAGCAGAUUGUUAUCAAGAUCAUCGGCAUCUUGAUUAAGCUCGCGCCCAUCGGCGUCUUUUUCCUUAUCAUGCCCAACCUCUUCAAGCUCGACAUCAAAGAGAUUGGCGAGAACCUGGGCAUCCUGAUCGGAGGAACGCUUUGCGGAAUGGCAAUCCACCUCUUCAUUAUCAUACCCAUCAUCUUCUUCGCCGUCACGCGUCGCAACCCGUAUACCUUCUGGCUCAAGAACUCGCCGGCCUGGAUCACCGCGUGGGGUACUGCUAGCUCUGCAGCUACUCUCCCGGUUACCAUCCGCUGCGUAUUGGCUCGGGGAGUUCCUCUCACCGUAACGGAGUUUGCCGUACCUUUGGGCUGUCUGAUCAACAUGGAUGGAACGGCCAUCUACUUCCCCAUCGUAGUCGUGUUCCUCGCAGCCACGCAAGGCAUAACGCUGACCGGCGCAGACUACGUGGUCGUGUGUUUGCUCUCGACACUAGCAUCCAUCGGCACGACACCCAUUCCUUCCUCUUCUCUGGUCCUAACAGUCAUGAUUGCCGGCAGCGUCAACGUGCCGAUCACCGGAAUGUAUGCAGUGGUCGUCGCGAUCGAUUGGUUCUUGGACCGCUUUAGGACCGCCGUCAACGUGAGUGGGGAUAUGUUCGCUGCUAUGGUUAUAACGAAGAUUACUGGCAUCAAAGAUGAGGAGGGUACUGUGAGUGAUGAUGCUCUUGCCAUGCAGGAGAGGGAUUUGCGGGACGGAGAGCGUGUAUAG